AUAUAUCCCCACUCCUAAAGUUCCUUUUUCUUGUAACACUUUGAUCAAAGUUGUGGGCCUAUUUUAUACAGCACCAUAUUUUGUCCUUUGAUGAAAAGUACUGUUUGGUACCACAAUUAACAACUUCCCCUCUUCCUCUUCAACAAAAAUAUGUAUCCUACCACAGGACAACGUUAGUGAUGCAGAUGUAGUUCAUUGGUAUUGUUAGAUCUUGUUAUUUUGAUCACCAAAUUCUGUAUAUUAGUCCCUCCGUUGUAACGGAUUAUAAGCGAAUUAAGAUGGAAGCAUCAUCUGGAAAUGAUUCUGAUAUAACUAGUCAGGUUGCUUCUAACAUUGAGUUUUCUCAGUUUAGUCCUGAGCCUGUGUCACUUGACUUGUCUCUCGGGUUUAAUUCUGGUACCGAUGAAUUUGCCAGCCAAGAUUCGAUAGGAUUUUCAGUAUCAAGCACGUGUGAUGAAAGCAGCAAUGAACUUGCAGCAUCACAAACUUCAGGGGAAGCAGUAGUUAGAAGAGUUUUCACUUGCAAUUUCUGCAAGCGUAAAUUCUAUAGUUCACAGGCACUUGGCGGUCACCAGAAUGCUCAUAAACGUGAGAGAACGUUAGCUAAACGAGCUAUGAGAAUGGGAAUCUUUUCGGAAAGGUAUGGUAAUUUGGCUGCUCUGCCUUUGCACGGGUCUACUGCCCGGUCCUUGGGAAUCAAAGCACAUUCUUCAAUGCACCAGGGGUUUCCACAAGCAAUGGGAUCACUUGAUUUCAGGACGAGCGCGAGAUUUGAAUAUGUACACCAUCAGAGUCCGUCUUUAUACGUUGAGGAUAUCGAUGAGGCUGAUCACUUAUUAUGGCCUGGCAGUUUUCGUCAAGUAACUAAUGUUGACAUCUCUCAUCAUCCUACUAUUAGUUUUACUGGAUGUUCGAAUGUGAAUUCUGUAGAGUGGACUCCGUCUGUUGAAAAAGACAAUUCGACACCAGAUCUCACACUGAGGCUUUGAGCAGUAGUACUUGAAUAGCGAGUAGCUUCAAUAUUUGGCUCUCUUACGAAAAUGUGUGCAUUUUGGAAUAUAUAUAUCACUAAACGGACGAUAAGGGCUCGUCAGGUCAGUGUAUUGGGAAUGUUAGUUGAUUGUUGUACAAUAGAUACUUGUAGUAGUCUUUUCCUGGAUCAUGUGCAUAGCGAGAGCUUAGUGCACCAGACUGUCCCUUUUUUGUCAAUUGUUGUACAAUGUGAAUGUAUUGAGUAUGACUUGUAACAAUGGUAUGAUUUUAGUAUUUACUUUAACAAACUUUAUU
Molecule: messenger RNA, 1287 nt
Organism: Solanum tuberosum (potato)
Lineage: Eukaryota; Viridiplantae; Streptophyta; Magnoliopsida; Solanales; Solanaceae
Product: zinc finger protein 4-like
Exons: 2
Coding region: 279-989 (236 amino acids)
Biological process (GO): negative regulation of abscisic acid-activated signaling pathway
Source: RefSeq, a predicted model, not a curated record